Messenger RNA from Sinocyclocheilus grahami, 954 nucleotides. RefSeq names its product protein Simiate-like. Gene Ontology annotation, cellular component: nucleus; dendrite; filopodium tip. Bases 104 to 631 code for a protein of 175 amino acids. The transcript has 6 exons. Gene Ontology annotation, biological process: regulation of actin filament polymerization; regulation of filopodium assembly; dendrite morphogenesis. The record is from RefSeq and is a predicted model, not a curated record. Lineage: Eukaryota; Metazoa; Chordata; Actinopteri; Cypriniformes; Cyprinidae. Gene Ontology annotation, molecular function: actin filament binding; actin monomer binding.
UUGUCUUCCGGCUUCAAACAUCACUGUUUAGAUAUGAUCAGACUGUAUCAUCCUCUGUAAUAUUUUUGUCUUUUUUAAUUGAAUUGCUGUGGUGGAUGCUGACAUGGAAGAUAGUGAAAAGAAAGCCCCAUCAGUAAUCGAUCGUUAUUUCACCCGCUGGUAUAAAACUGAUCUGAAAGGAAAAGCAUGUGAGGAUCACUGCAUUCUACAGCACUCCAACAGGAUAUGCGUCAUCACACUUGCAGAGUCUCAUCCUAUCCUUCAGAAUGGACGAAAAAUCAAAAACAUAAACUAUCAGAUCAGCGAUGGAUGCAGCCGUCUGAAGAACAAGGUGUCUGGAAAGUCAAAGCGAGGUGGUCAGUUCCUGACAGAGUUUGCACCACUGUGUAGAAUAACGUGUACAGAUGAACAGGAAUACACCAUAUUCAGCUGUAUCAGAGGACGUCUCCUAGAAGUGAAUGAAGCCAUUUUGAACAGGCCAGAUCUGUUAUUGGAAAAGCCUUCCACAGAGGGAUACAUUGCCGUUAUAUUACCUAAAUUUGAAGAGAGUAAGAGUGUCACUGAAGGCCUUCUGACCAGAGAACGAUAUGAGGAGGUUCUGACAAAAAGAAACCAACAAGAAGAGCCUUGAAACUGCCGAGACUGCUUUGAAGAAAAAUUACUUCAAGCAGGUGGAAACGUCAGUGGCAUCAUGAAUGUGUGCCACUUACAUUUCAAAAAACACCUUGAUAAAAUCUGAAGGAAUGAAGACUUGUCUGCUGGAUCCAGAGCAGUCUUGGCAUUUUGUUGGACCACUAUUCAUGAGAUGCAUAACAAUGCCAGUGCCAUGGGUAUUGUUUAGUGUUUAGUUUAUUGUUUCAUUAAGAACUGGUUUAAUUUGAGAAGUAACAGGUCUGUGUCCUCACAGACACAUUAUUUCCCUUCUGGUUACUAUAAAACUGCUUAUGGCCCUAA